AUGGCUCCGACCGCCGUCCAAUCGCCGCUUGACGUCCCCUCGUCCGCCUACACCUACCACAACCCCUCGUCCAAAGUCUUCCCCGACGGUGUCAAGACUGCCGGCCAAUUCGAUCCCCUCUACGACCAGCUUGCCCCGUACUCUGCCUUCCCCAAGGAAAUCACCGGCCCUACAGUAUGGCAAGCUGGAGAAUACAAGAACAACCCCGAACGGUGGACACACCCCUUCAGCGACGACGAGAUUGCAGAGAUCAGCAAAGCCGCCGACGACUUCAUCGCCUCCAACACACCGCUGACCGGCAUCACCAAGGAAAAGUUCCCCUUGCCCUCUGCCACCGGCCGCCUGCUGCACUCGCUGCGUCACGAACUGCUCAAUGGUAAAGGUUUCAUCCUCUUCAAGGGCUUCCCUACCGAGAAGUGGGGCCUGCACAAGUCGGCCGUCGCCUACAUGGGCCUGGGCACAUACCUGGGCUACUUUGUGAGCCAGAACAGCCGUGGCCACGUCUUGGGUCACGUCAAGGACGUUGGCGAGGACAGCAGCCAGAUUGACAAGGUGCGCAUCUACCGCACAAACGCCCGGCAAUUCUUCCACGCCGACGACAGCGACAUCGUCGGCCUCCUCUGCAUUGCUCGCGCUCUUGAGGGUGGUGAGUCUGACCUCGUGUCAAGCCAUGCCGUAUGGAAUGCCUUGCAGAAGGAGAACCCCGACGUGGCCGAGCUGCUCACCCAGCCCAUCUGGUACUUUGACCGCAAGGGCGAGAAGUCGGUCGGUCAGCAAGAUUGGAUCCGCACGUCUGUCUUCUACCUCGAGCCCAAGCCCAAUGGUCGUGUCUACUCCAAGUGGGACCCUUACUACGUCAAGUCUCUCACUCGCUUCAGUGACGCUGGCGCCAUUCCUCCGCUCUCGGCCGAGCAACUCCGCGCUGCUCAGAUCCUCGAAGACACUUGCGUACGUCUGUCUCUGCACAUGAUCCUCGAGAUUGGUGACAUACAGUUCUUGAGCAACGAACACGUUCUGCACGCUCGUACCGCCUACAAGGACCACGCUCCUCCAUUGCCCAGACGCCAUCUCAUGAGACUUUGGCUCGCCACCCCCGACAGCGAAGGCGGCUGGACGCUACCUUUCGAGGACAGCUCCCACAGGAAGCGCGGCGGUAUUCAAGUCAACGACAACCCCCCUGUCGCUCCUCUUGACGCCGAGUAA
Aureobasidium pullulans EXF-150 is the source of this 1203-nucleotide messenger RNA. RefSeq names its product Clavaminate synthase-like protein. The transcript has a single exon. The record is from RefSeq and is a predicted model, not a curated record. NCBI's taxonomy places the organism in Eukaryota, Fungi, Ascomycota, Dothideomycetes, Dothideales, Saccotheciaceae. The coding region runs from base 1 to 1203 and encodes 400 amino acids. Gene Ontology annotation, molecular function: oxidoreductase activity.